AUGGAGAAAUAUGAACACCUGGGUCUGGUGGGAGAAGGCAGCUAUGGAAUUGUAAUCAGAUCCCGGAACAAGGAAAAUGGGAGAAUUGUUGCCAUCAAGAAAUUCCUGGAGGACGAUGAUGACAAAAUGGUGAAAAAAAUUGCCAUGCGGGAGAUUAGGUUGCUAAAGCAACUCCAACAUGAGAACCUGGUCAAUCUGCUCGAAGUGUGCAACAGGAGGAGACGCUGGUACUUGGUUUUUGAAUUUGUCGACCACACAUUGUUGGAUGAUCUGGAGCAGUGUCCAAAUGGGUUGGCGCACGACAAAGUCAGGAGAUACCUGAUUCAGAUCCUGCGAGGGGUAGCCUUCUGUCACAGUCACAAUAUUAUUCACCGUGACAUUAAACCAGAAAACAUUUUGGUCUCUCGGUGUGGGGUUGUUAAAUUGUGUGAUUUUGGGUUUGCCCGGAGUCUAGCAGACCCAGGAGAGACCUACACCGACUACGUAGCCACCCGCUGGUACCGUGCCCCUGAGCUGUUAGUCGGAGAUACCAAAUACGGCAAGUCUGUCGACGUAUGGGCUGUUGGUUGCCUGGUAAUGGAGAUGUUGACUGGACAACCACUGUUUCCUGGAGAUUCCGAGAUUGAUCAAUUGUAUCACAUCAUCAGGUGUGUCG
Molecule: messenger RNA, 655 nt
Organism: Rhincodon typus (whale shark)
Lineage: Eukaryota; Metazoa; Chordata; Chondrichthyes; Orectolobiformes; Rhincodontidae
Product: cyclin-dependent kinase-like 2
Exons: 4
Biological process (GO): protein phosphorylation
Cellular component (GO): nucleus
Molecular function (GO): cyclin-dependent protein serine/threonine kinase activity; ATP binding
Source: RefSeq, a predicted model, not a curated record